AUGGCUGCACUUAUUCAAAACAACCAACCAAGCACAUCAAUGGUAGAUCGUAUCUCCGACUUACCGAUCCCCAUUUUGCAUCACAUUCUAUCGUUCCUCCCCACAAGAGAUGUAGUUCGCACCUGCGUUCUUUCCAAACACUGGCACUCUACUUCUUCUUCCUUCCCCAUCCUGGAGUUUGAUAUAUACGACUUCAGAUCACAUGGGGAUUCAAAUAAUCCCAUAAAAAACGAAGCAUUUCUCAGGUGGGUGGAUGCAAGAGUUCAAAGGUUGUACGAAACAACAGACACCAACAUCCUUAGGUUGAAGGUGAUGGUGGACCUUUUAGAUCCUCGGAUUUUCCGAGCAAUAGAGCGUGCCAUGGAAAGAAAUGUUGAAGAACUCGAUCUGGCUUUUCAUUUGCUCUACGGCAGCUUCAAACACCAAAACAUGCUUUACUACUCUGCUAGGUCAGUGGUUGUGUAUAAGCUGGGAGGGAUAGAUCUCAACCUUCUCGAUCUCCUUCGUGGCUGCCCUUUAGUCCAAGAAUUGAACCUCAGGAGUUGUCUUCUCCAGGAAACAACAAUUGUUAGCGAUGCUAACAACCUCAAAACAUUGGUGUUCAAGAACUGCCAUGGCAUGCGGGAUUUCGUGAUUCGGGCACCAAAUCUCGAAUCUUUCGCCUACACCGGUGGGUCCUUUUGUGCCAUCCAUCUUGCCCAGCCCUCCUCUCUCAAGAAUGUCAGAUUGGGCCAUUUUAUAUCUGAUCAGUGGCUGGAAAACCUGAUCCGAGGUUGCCCCAAACUGGAAUUUCUCAAAAUCAAUUGCAGCGGGUUGGAGAGAAUAGCGAUUUGUCACCAACGGUUAAAGAGCUUGAAGCUUUAUGACUGUACCAGCAAUUCAGGGUUAAUCAAGAUUGACACGCCGGAGCUACUUCAUUUUGCAUACAACGGUACAACUAUGCCUUUUUAUAUGUUCAAUUAUUCGGCUUCCCUCAAGGCCACUCUUAAGUUGUUUCGUUACGAUGAAGAUGAUGCUCGAUGGUUUGCCAAUCUAAGGAAAAUGUUGCAGUGGUUUUCUGAAUGUGAAACCCUACAACUUGCUCCUGACUUCUACCCAGAGGAUCUAAUUUUUGGGAUGGAUAUUAGAGACAACAGUAUUCCAUUUGUGUAUGGACUAAAGAAUUUGGAGAUACAAAUCCCAUUCUGCUGGCCGAGAAGUCCUGUGCCGUUUAUAGAGCUCAUUGACACCUAUCUUUGGUUGUGUCCACAUUUGGAGACACUGAAGAUAGCAUCUGAAGACACAGAGGAAGAGGAAGCAGCGUUUAAGGUCCUCGGUCGCUAUGGAGACCGUGGAAGACUCGUCGGACCACUCUAA
Ipomoea triloba (trilobed morning glory) is the source of this 1356-nucleotide messenger RNA. Its product is annotated as putative F-box/LRR-repeat protein At5g38386. The transcript has 3 exons. The record is from RefSeq and is a predicted model, not a curated record. The coding region runs from base 1 to 1356 and encodes 451 amino acids. Gene Ontology annotation, molecular function: protein binding. Lineage: Eukaryota; Viridiplantae; Streptophyta; Magnoliopsida; Solanales; Convolvulaceae.